This is a messenger RNA of Adineta ricciae, 4506 nucleotides long. The record is from the annotation of a GenBank genome assembly. NCBI's taxonomy places the organism in Eukaryota, Metazoa, Rotifera, Eurotatoria, Adinetida, Adinetidae.
AUGCUUCGAGCUUGCAAAGAAGACGGAUUAUUUUCUAAAAAAGAAAUGGUGAGUCAGACAUGGUUGACAAUUGUACUGUGUUUUACAGUUGAAUGCAAUUUCGAUUUCUAUGUCAGUUCUCGAUCACAGUAUGACUGUUUAUAUUACUAUAUAACACGUACAGGAUUUAUUACAAAAACUGAAUAUUAUUUUCGAUCGACGACUGGUGUUGAUCUCAUGCCGAUAGCAGAUUUCAUCAAUACCCGCGAUCAAAAUUAUACAUUUCACCAACUAUUUCAAAUCAAUGUCACUGCCUAUGACAUUUUCCAUUGGUCGACCUCCAUCGAUCUCGCCGAACAGUAUCAAGACUAUCUCGAUCAUCACAACACAUCUCUUCAAGCUAAUCAACUAUUCUAUAACUGUACACCACCAUGGUUUGGAUCUCGAUGUCAGUAUUCUUUGGAAUCCGACGAAAUCGAGUCCACUGCUCUCGCUACUGGACACACGUGUUAUGUUCUAUUGGACUGUGAUCGAGGUGGAGCAGCUCUUUGUCUCGACUGGCGAGAAGUAUGCGACGGCCGAAUCGACUGUCUGAACAAUGGUGUUGACGAAGCUGCAUGUUUCGAUCUGGAAAUCAACGAGUGUGAGCCGAAUGAAUAUCGCUGCCACAACGGACAAUGUAUUCCACACUAUCAUCAGACACUUGAACAAAUCACGGCAGAAUGUCUAGAUCAAUCCGAUACAUGGACUGAUUCGCUUUGCCCGAGUUCUCAUUCACCAGCAGGUAUAUUCCAAUGUGAAGAAGUCGCAUGUCCACCUGGUCAGAAGAAAUUCUCAUGUGGCGAUGGACAAUGUGUCGAUGAUUUCGAUGAAUGUAUCAACGGACGACAUCUCUUGCUGUUCGAAUCAUUGACUGUACAAGGAUCCUUACCUGAUGAUUGUUGGUUGGCGAUGGUUUGUCUCACUCGACUAAUGCAUCCUAUCAAUCCAACAUUCUGUAACGGCACAACCAUUCAUCUUUCUCAUCUUCGUGCAUGUGAUCAUCUCAUUCAGUUCCCCAUCAGUCCUGUCUUGUUCGGUCAUGUUCACUUUCUCUACCAACCUAAACAAAUAUUUGAAAUGACCAAUGACUCCAUCCUAUUACCCGACUAUAUUUGCUAUGACGAACAGUUGUGCACUUAUCUUUCGCCAACAUUUCGCCACAGAUCUCAUACAUGUCGUCAUGCUCAUCACAUGGGACUAUCACAAAACACAAAGUAUCAUGGUUGGAAACACAUGAUCCGUGUCAUCAAACCAUACUUUGUUGGUUGUGCUACUCGGUACACAGAUGAAAAACAUUCAUCACUGUAUCAGUGCCGAAACUCUUCGAAAUACAUCUCGAAACAUCGAAUAGCUGAUAACAUCACUGACUGCUAUCUGAACGAUGAUGAGGAAGAUCACGAACUCAGUUGUUUCCUUGAUCAGCCACAUCGGUUCAAGUGUGCGAACGAAAGUCGAUGUCGAUCGCCCAUACUUCAACGAUUGGGUUGUCCUUUGGGUGAAAAUGAGACGAAAACGAUCGACAGUAUCUUGUUCAACCAGAUAUGUGAUGGCGCUGUCGAUGUUUCAGUUGAAGUGUUCGAUCGUCAUGGUCAUACGGAUGAGACUGAUUGUGAGCAUUGGCCAUGUAGCAAUGUGUAUAGCCGAUGCGAUGGUUUCUGGAAUUGUCGUAAUGGUGAAGAUGAAGAAGCGUGUCGAGCAUCGAACUGCUCUCGUGGUUUAUUUGAAUGUAUGUCACCACUCAACUAUACGAUGAUAUGUUUAGCAGCUGAUAAAGUUCGAGAUGGGACAGUUGAUUGUGUUGGAGGAUUAGAUGAACCACAAUUAUGUCAAAGUACGAAUGCACAAAGCGAAAGAUUGUACCGAUUUAGUUGUUUGGAUGGGCGAACGUGUAUUGAACCUUACGUAUUAUGUGACUCGGAUGGCGAAUUAGUUAAUGAGGAAGAGCUAUGCACGGAAUGGAUUGGUUAUAAUCUUACAAAGAUACGAAACUUUCUUUGUCAUUUUGGUAGAUUAAAACAUGUUCAAUUUACAUUAGAAGAAAGUCCAAUUUAUCCACUGGUGGAAGAUACAAUGUUCAACACGAUCGAUGUUGCAAAAGAAAAACUGCUUAAGACUUACAACUCACUGUCACGAUGCAUUCGUGGCUUGCUCAUUCGUCUCUGGUUAGGGGAUAAGAAUUUCACUACGAUCUGCAUGUGUCCUCCGAAUUACUAUGGGAACCUUUGUCAGUAUCAAAAUCAGCGCGUCAGUUUGACCUUAACAUUAUCAUCUGUUAGCACAUACGGUAUAUAUACUAUUUUUAUUAAACUGAUUGAUGACGAUCAUGAUCGGCAGCAAGUACACUCUUAUGAACAAAUCAUUUACGUUUCAAAAGCAACGUGCGGUCAACCGUUUGACAAAUAUCUCUUGUAUUCAACAACACCGAAAGAUCCUUCGAAAAACUAUAGUAUUCAUAUCGAUGCUUAUGAUAGCAUGUCACUAGAGUACAUUGCAAGCUGGUAUUUUAGAGUUUUAUUCAAUUUCCUACCGGUCAAUCGAAUGGCUGCUCUGCUCACGUUGGAUUCCAAUCGAACAUUCAACACCGGUUUCUGCUCUCCGGAAUGUGUACAUGGCAUCUGUAUGAAGUAUAUCAAUGUAGAAACGACAUUUUGUCAAUGCGAUAGCGGUUGGAGUGGAGCUCGAUGUCACAUACCUAUCAAAUGCACUGAUUGUUCGCCGGCUUCGCUAUGUGUUGGUCAAGUGCAUAAUCGAUCGAUCUGUAUUUGUCCUCUCGGAAAAUUCGGCAGUCGCUGUCUACUGAAACAUUCAUGUCCAGCAAAUUACUGCGAAAACAAUGGUCAAUGUGUCGUUACAGACGAACAAAUGAACGAUGGUAGUUAUGAAUGUCUGUGCGCUGAUGCAUUUCGAGGGAAAAGGUGUGAGCAUCGUAAAGCAAGAUUACAUAUAGUUUUCAAUAAUAGGGAUAUUUCAUCAUAUUUAAUAGCGUACAUCUACUCAUUUGUUAAUUCAGAACCACCAUUACCACAACAGACGUUGCUAAAAAAGUUGACAAAGAUGCAAAACAAUGUUACAUUGUAUUCGCAUCAUGUAUUUCAAAUAGUCUUUAUCUUAAGCAAUCAUAACUAUUACUUGGUCGUUUCACAGCAGUCAAGUAUGUUCAACAUUUCAGCUACAGUUGAUUCAACCCGUCGUUGCCCACCUGUUCAUCAACUACUCUCUUCCGAACAAACUAAAUUACCCAGAAUCCAACAAGUCAAACAUUAUCAUACACUAUGUCAACAACAUCCCAGUCUGAAUUGUUUCUUUGACGAAUUGUAUAUGUGUCUAUGCACAACGGAUCGUCAUGCCAAUUGUUUUCCAUUCGAUCAUAAGCCUAACUUUGAAUGUCAAGAAAAUGUUCAUUGUCUCAAUGGUGGACAAUGCUUACAAGACCACCCACAAUGCCCUGCAACGACUAUAUGUGAAUGCAAUGACUGUUACUUUGGAGAUCGAUGUCAGUUCUAUGCGAAAGGGAUCGGUCUGACGCUCGAUGAUCUUUUUCGCUACGAAAUUCGAUCAGAUAUGCAUAUGAGUAGUCAGUCACAAAUAGUUAAAUUCAGUAUAUUUUUAACGCUGGUUUUAUUUCUCACAGGUUCAGUUAAUAGUAUGCUUUCGCUGGCCACAUUUUUGCGCUGUGAUACCCGUACAGUGGGAUGUGGUAUCUAUCUUCUAACAUUGUCGAUCACUUCUCUACUUACGAUUGCAAUACUGAUGCUGAAAUUUUGGUUUGUCUUACUUACACAAAUGAACGUAGCAACAAACUAUACCGUCCUUCGUUACGGUUGCUUAUUAGUCGAACCUUUGCUUAAAAUUUUCUCUUGGAUGAACAAUUGGCUGAAUGCUGCUAUAUCGAUUGAACGUGCUGUGACUGUUUGGAAAGGAAUAUAUUUCAGUAAAUCUGCUAGCAUCUACGCUGCUCGAUGGGUAGUUAUUUUCUUACCUUUGGUAGUUAUGAGUUCGAAUAUGUAUGAAAGCGUUUCUCGCGACUUAUUUCAUGAUGUCGAAGAGGAUCGAUUUUGGUGUUUUACUCUUUAUUCAUCAUCGUUGUACAUAUAUACAACGAUAGUUCUAUUUAUUCAUUUGAUGGCACCAUUCUUUAUCAAUAUUGUGACGGCGCUCUACGUUAUUUACACGAUUGCACGUCAAAAAGCAACAGCUCGCACGCAUAAAACUCGUUAUCAACAUUUUAAAGAGCAACUUUGUCAGCAGAAACACUUGAUUAUCAGUCCGAUAAUGUUAAUUGUUUUAACAUUUCCUCUCGUCAUCAUUUCAUUAUUAUUUCGCUGUGUGAAAGCCUCUCAAAGUUCGUUGCUGUACAUUUUCAGCUACUACAUGUCGUUUAUCCCUUCGACAUUAAUCUUCGUCAUCUAUGUUCUGCCAUCUCCAUUAUACAAGAAAGAAUUUAUCAAUUCCAUGAAAUUAUGGCGGCAACUAUUCGGCUAUUGA